AGGCCCUCGCGGGGGCAUCCGACGAAGGAAAGGGAAGAUAUUUCUUCUUAUCCUCUUUGGCCAUGCCGCUUCUCCUGCGCCUCUCCGCUCCGGCGCCGGCGCCUCCUCGGCGGACCUCCGGUGAGAUGGUCCGCCAUGCCGUCCUCCCGGAGACCUCCAAGCAACUCUAUCUUGUUCCGUUACUAGUUCACCGGGUUGCAAGAUUUUCCUUGUCUACACAGUAUUCUGCACCUCGACGUGUCUCAUCUUCAACUGAUUGUACUCGUUCGCAGAGUGAUGGUGGCAUCCAUGUAGCUAAUGGACAUUGUCAUGAUCUCAUGCGGUCCAUAUGUUAUCUUCAGGAAGUUGUAUUUUCUGGUUUUUGGAAAGCAUAUCUUCUCAGUAGCGGAGUCAUAUUUGUUCUACCACCCAGUUGUUUAGCAGAACCAUGUGAGCCAGAGUACUCUCUCCCUAGCAUGCCUUUGUUGUUUGCGAUAGCCAUGAUCGGUGCUACUGUUGGAGGGCUCCUUGCGAGACAGAGGAAAGGGGAGCUUAAACGGCUGAAUGACCAGUUACGUCAGAUAAAUGCUGCACUGAGAAGACAAGCCAAGAUUGAAUCUUACGCUCCUGCUUUGAGCUAUGCACCAGUUGGUAGCAAGGUAGCAGAAUCAGAAGUCAUUGUUGAUCCUCAGAAAGAUCGCCUAAUUGCAUAUCUGAGGACUGGGAAGAACCACCUGAGAAACCGAGCUCCUGACAAGGCAUUUCCUGAGUUCAAGGAAGCUCUUGAUCUAGCACAAUCUUUGGGUGAUCAUGUCAAAAAGAAGAAGGCAGCACGAGGACUAGGCGCAUCCCUGCAAAGACAAGGGAAAUACAAAGAAGCCAUAAAGUACCACUUCAUGGUGCUAAACAUCUCGAAGAUGACCGGAGAGAAUUCAGGUGUCACUGAAGCAUACGGAGCAAUAGCAGACUGCUAUACCGAGCUGGGUGAGCUCGAGAAGGCAGGCAAGUUCUACGACCAGUACAUCGCAAGAUUGCAGAAUGACUGAUAACAAGAACGCUUGUACAACAACGUGUGAGUUAAAAUAAGGCUAAUCCAAUCUUUACCUUUUUCACUAGUCAUGUAAUGCUUUGUAAAUGUGCAGUUCCUCGCUGGGACUGUGAUCUGUUAUCAUCUUCCAGGUUCCUAUGGCCGAAUUGCCUCAGAUGGUUUUGGCACAGAUCAGCACCAUGCUGUGUAGUUAUCUUGAUAGUAGUUGCUUAAAGUUCA
Molecule: messenger RNA, 1246 nt
Organism: Phragmites australis (common reed)
Lineage: Eukaryota; Viridiplantae; Streptophyta; Magnoliopsida; Poales; Poaceae
Product: protein FLUORESCENT IN BLUE LIGHT, chloroplastic-like
Exons: 5
Coding region: 63-1025 (320 amino acids)
Biological process (GO): chlorophyll biosynthetic process
Molecular function (GO): protein binding
Source: RefSeq, a predicted model, not a curated record